AUGACCUCGAUUUUAGAAGAAAAAAAGUUAAAAGUGAAAAAGAAGAACACUAACCGAGAAGGAUACAGAAAGAGAGAGAGAGAAAGAGAAUAUCAGGAGAGAGAAAGAAGAGUAAAAAAGAAAGUAAUAAGGAUUAAAAGGAAGUCAGGGGAGAAAGAAGAAGGUGAAAAAGAAAGGAGAGAGAGAAGAAAAUGCAAAGCGCAGGGUAGAAAGAAAAAAAGUGAGAAAGAAAGGAGAAAGAGAAGCGAGAGAGAAAGACUGGGGAGAAAGAAAAAAGUGAGAAAACAAGGAGAUAGAGAAGAGAGUGAGAAAGAAAGCAGAGGAAGAAGAGAGUGA
Molecule: messenger RNA, 336 nt
Organism: Ctenocephalides felis (cat flea)
Lineage: Eukaryota; Metazoa; Arthropoda; Insecta; Siphonaptera; Pulicidae
Product: mediator of RNA polymerase II transcription subunit 2-like
Exons: 3
Coding region: 1-336 (111 amino acids)
Source: RefSeq, a predicted model, not a curated record